This is a messenger RNA of Closterium sp. Naga37s-1, 1659 nucleotides long. The record is from the annotation of a GenBank genome assembly. Lineage: Eukaryota; Viridiplantae; Streptophyta; Zygnematophyceae; Desmidiales; Closteriaceae.
AUGCAGAACCUUCCAGGCUCCAUCGCGUCCUUGUCCUCGCUGCGGGUGCUCCGGCUACACUCCAAAUUUAUUCGCACGUUGCCCGACCAGAUAUGCCAGUUGUCAUCGCUCCAGGAGUUCUGCCUAAGCUGCCCGUUACUGUUGCAGCUGCCCGAUUUUUUUGGGGAGCUGAAGUCCUUAACGCAGCUCUCGAUCUCAAAAUGCACGAAGUUGCGGCUGUUGCCCAAGUCUUUCGGCGAUCUUUCAUCCCUCACCUCUCUCCGAAUCGACGGCUCCUGGAAAGUGCAUGGCUUCCCAGUCCGCACCGGCGCGCUGCAGAAUAUGCGACGGCUGGAGCUGAGGAGCUUCAACGGGGAGUUACCAGACGCGUGCGAAGAAUGGACGAAACUGGAGGAAGUCACGCUGGACUCGUGUAGCAACAUUCACAGUUUCCCAGCCUCAUGCAUGGAGUUUCUAACGGCUCUCACCAUCCGUCGCUGCUUCGAUCUCAAGCUUCCCCGAUUCGAUCUCAUCUUCGCGUCGCAGCUGCGCCACCUGACCAUCGACUCGCUGAAUUCCAGCGAGUCGCUCGAGUCGCUAAGCCAUCUGACGUCGCUCGAGCGGCUCGAGGUGGCGUAUGCAGACGGAAACAGGACGUUUCCCGUGGGAUUGUUCGCCCUGCCGUCGCUGAGGUUCGUGAAGCUGGGUUACGUCAGGUGGACGGAAGGAAGAAACGUCAUGCCGCUCUGGCGGUCGCUCUAUGAAAAGGAGCUGGAACUUAUCGAGUGCUCUCACAUGAAGUCUCUGCCGACCCGUUUCGCCUCCCUUGGAGCGCUAAAGGAGCUGACUAUAGUGGGGACAAAGAGCCCUUCGUUUCUGGAUCCACUUAUCGGCCUGCCCUCGCUUGAAGAAGUAACCCUGUCUGGUGGGGCCAGUAUUUCUUCUUUGCCGCCCGCCUUUUGCCAGUUUUCCCGCCUCCACACGCUUAGAAUCCUCAAAUACGACGACCUCAUUUCCCUACCAGCGAACUUCGGCGCACUAGUAUCCCUCAAGAGCCUCUCCAUUCGCGAGUGCAAAGUUUUCCACCAUCUGCCCGACUCCUUCUCCGCUCUGGGAUCCCUCGUCCACCUCACUGUCACACAUUGUCCUAAAUUCUCCACUCUCCCAGACGGCUUCGGAUAUUUACCCCAAUUGACCCAACUGGACAUAGCCCAUUGUGACUCUUUCACGCAUCUGCCCGCCUCCUUCCCCUCUCUCCCUUUGCUCCGAAUAGCCUGCAUCCACCACUGCAAGGUGCUGCAUUCCCUCCCUCCCGACAUGGGACAGCUGCCUCGCUUAGAGGUGCUUCAGUUAGCGUGGUGUGUGGCGCUACAAGCUCUACCAAAAUCGCUUAAAGAGUCCAACGCAUUGAGGCAUGUGGAUGUGUCUGGGAGUGGGGUGGACCGGAAAGAGGGGGAGGUGGGCGUGCGUAGAACAAGAGUGCAUGUGGAUGGAGAGCAGCACCAGCACCACCAGCAUCAGCAGCAGCAGCACCAGCGGGAGCAGCAGCAGCAGCAGCAGCAGCAGCAGCAGCAGCAGCAGCAGCAGCAGCAGCAGCAGCAGCAGCAGCAGAGGGAGCAGCAUAUCAACCUCCUCAAAGUUUGUGAGCACUCUCACAUAGUGCGUGGAGUCGUCAUUUGA